This is a messenger RNA of Empidonax traillii (willow flycatcher), 1325 nucleotides long. RefSeq names its product membrane anchored junction protein (gene MAJIN). Gene Ontology annotation, biological process: meiotic attachment of telomere to nuclear envelope; homologous chromosome pairing at meiosis. The record is from RefSeq and is a predicted model, not a curated record. The transcript is spliced from 10 exons. Gene Ontology annotation, cellular component: nuclear inner membrane. NCBI's taxonomy places the organism in Eukaryota, Metazoa, Chordata, Aves, Passeriformes, Tyrannidae. Gene Ontology annotation, molecular function: DNA binding. The coding region runs from base 233 to 1024 and encodes 263 amino acids.
CGGGGCUGUUCGGAGGCCCCUCAGGCCGCCCCCGGCGCUGGGGAGGCGGCGGCAUCAUCAUCAUCAUCACAAUCAUCAUCAUCACCACGACCACCAUCACCUCCCGUCUGGCAGCCCCGGGCGUUGCCCCAGUGUGCAAUCUCUUCGUGUGGCGCGGUGAAAGGGUUUUAGGAGUUAUCCUUUGGCUGUCCUGCUUCCCGUAGCCCGGCGUUCAGGGAAGGAGAGAGGGAGGAUGUCCUUGAAGCCCUUCACCUAUCCGCUGCCUGAAACAAGGUUCCUGCACGCUGGCAGGGUCGUCUACAAAUUUAAAAUCCGCUACGGCAACUUCAGCAACGCUCCCGAUCUCAGUCUUGCUGAAAGUGCUGCCAAGGAGUCAGAGGAAGUGAUUCGAGUAAUCCUUGGAAACCUUGAUGACUUACAUCCAUUUUCUACAGACCACUUCACUGUCUUUCCCUAUUUGAGUAAAUGGGAGAGAGUGUCGAAGAUGAAGUUCAAACAUGACAAUGUCCAUCUUGUGCCUUAUCCCUACAUUUGCACGUUGUAUCUAGAAUUGAACUCAUUUCAGCAAAAUGUGGCUUGUGGUAAAGAAGUAAACAGGGGCAGUGAUGAGCUUGUCAGGAGAAGAAGUGAAAUAUCAGAAAGUACUGCAGUGGAAGAAGCAGCGAAGAGGAGGAGAGUGGAAGUUGGAGUGGAGAACUCAUGCCCACAAUUGUGUAUGGACAGCACUGGAGCUGACUCUCUUCACCAGAUGAAUAAAGCAGAGCAUGGAUUUGAAAAGAAUUCUUCCAAAGCAAAUGAGUGCAAGUUUAGCCCAGCGUCCCUUACUAAAGACUGGAAAUGUGUGGAAUCUGCCCUUGAACAAGGAACAGCAGCCAGUCAGGCUGAGGGUGCAGUGCAGCUGCUGCAGCAAAUGGACCAAACAGGAAAGGAGGGAAAUGGGAAGUCAGAAGGAAGAAGUCUCUCGGCAUUCUGGAGAAGCAUCAUCAUUUCGCCACUACAGCACCUUUUUGGUGGAAAGAACUGACCUGGUAGUACUAAUUGUUGUGGAAAGGUAAAUUUGUAGCAUGAUUGUUGGGUUGUGUUGUUUCUUCUGUAAUGCAGUUUUUCACGUCGCUCGUCCCGGCUGUUAAAAGCUUUAAAUUAAAUUCUGCUUCAUUUACAUUUUCAUAACGUUCUGAAGAUGCUGGGUUAGAAUGUCUUUUUCUUCACAACUUAAGAGUUUUUGGAAAUAAAGUAAAAAAAUGUUGAGGUUUGGAUCCUUAAGCGCCAUAAACUGUGAAUUUAACAUUUUGUGAGAUUCUAAUAAAGCAAACAUCGGCUUGGAA